AUGGCGGCCAAGAAUGGCAGUCCUAUUAUUACGCGUGUUCGAUUGGCUCGUCACCCUAAUGCUUUCCUCACAGUGGACGAAGAGGAGGAACAAUACACGGUCAAAUGCGAGGUUUCUACCAUGAACUUUAUCAAACAGAGGCUCCCUCAUGUGGUUGUGCCUUUCGUGUACGCCCAUGAAGGCCCUGGAUCACAGCGUGCUUGUGAUAUUAGCGCUCCUUACAUGCUCAUAGAAGGCUUUCGUGGGAACACACUGCAAGACAUGGUGUCUGAUCUUUGCAGUUUGCCAGCCAUCUCAAAGCAAGAGCAUAUCAUAGCUCAAUGGGAAACCAUCUAG
Messenger RNA from Fusarium keratoplasticum, 336 nucleotides. RefSeq names its product APH domain-containing protein. The record is from RefSeq and is a predicted model, not a curated record. Lineage: Eukaryota; Fungi; Ascomycota; Sordariomycetes; Hypocreales; Nectriaceae. The transcript has 2 exons. Bases 1 to 336 code for a protein of 111 amino acids.